AUGGAAGGCCUCGUCACCAAAGAUGAGAUAUUCAGCCAUCCAGCGUCAGGAGACCCAAUGCAGUCCGGAUACGUUCAAGAUCGACCGCAGAGCAGUGAUAAUAAUUCAGCUGCAGAGAGGAAACAGUUAGAGACCAGACUGACUAACCUGACGACAGAAAAAGACCAGUUGCACCAGAGCUACGAUUCUGUGACUGCUGAAAGAGAUGAGCUCAAGAGGGAACACAAUCAGCUGGAAACCAAUCACAAUAUCCUGCGGAGAGAAAAGGGGGAGCUGCUGAAGAAGAUCGACAAAAUAACAGCCCGGCCCUGUCAGACCGGCUGGAGCAAGUUCGACAUCAGCUGCUACUUUGUCUCAUCGGUUUUUAAAAACUGGACGUCAAGCAGACAAGAGUGCAUCGACCAGGGAGCGGACCUGGUGGUCAUAGACAGCCUGGAGGAACAGGAAUUUCUCAAUAUGUUAAUGCAGAAAGACCAAAAUGCCUGGAUUGGUCUGACUGACAGUCUGAAGGAGGGGACUUGGAUGUGGGUGGAUGGGCGCAACGUCACCACAAAGUUCUGGCAGCCCGGGCAGCCCAACAGCUACAACGGGAACCAGGACUGUGGAGAAAAUAUUCAGAAGACCACAGGAGUCGGACAGUGGAACGAUGACGGAUGUUUCGCUGUACAGAACUGGAUCUGUGAGAAAUAA
Messenger RNA from Notothenia coriiceps (black rockcod), 690 nucleotides. RefSeq names its product CD209 antigen-like protein C. Lineage: Eukaryota; Metazoa; Chordata; Actinopteri; Perciformes; Nototheniidae. The record is from RefSeq and is a predicted model, not a curated record. The transcript has 6 exons. The coding region runs from base 1 to 690 and encodes 229 amino acids.